AGGCAGCGCUGCGCAGAGCUCCUUUGCAGUACAUGUUAGCUCGCUUGGCAUUCGCCGUAUAUGCUACUGAGUGCAAGAUCUCCCACUCAGCACCUGGCUCAGCAGUAGCGAGCUGGCACUCUGCUGCAGUGCAAAAUAGACAACAAUGAGCGCCUUCGGCAUCGACUGGUUCGGCCUCGUCAUUCCCGGCCGGCCGAUCCUGGUCAACUUCGAAAUGGUCGACCCGACGAAGUGCGCCGCGACGAUCGAGCGGCCGGGCGACGUCGCCGAGAUCUGCUUCUUCCUGACGCCGAGCGGCGCGCAGCUGCCGCCGGACAAGUGCGCGGUGCUCUACCUGUCGCUCGACGGCGCGGCGUGGACGCUGCUGGGCACGCUCUCGCUCGCGAAGCCCUCGGGCCUGUUCCGGCUGCCGAGCGACGACGCGCGGGCCCGCGCGCCGGCGGCGCGGCUCGGCGUCGCGCUCGAGCCCCUGGCGAGCGCGCGGGACCUCGACAGCGCGGCCUCGCAGACGUCGGACCGGCGCCUCUUCGCGCGCGCGAUCGCGCGGGACCUCGGCGCGUUCGUCUCGUCGUUCGAGCGGCCGCCCGCGGACGUCGUGGACCGGUGGCUCCGGCGCUUCGACGAGAAGUACGCGCGCGACCCGUCGUACUUUCUCAAGGCGUAAUUUAGUAUGUGGA
Pelagomonas calceolata is the source of this 677-nucleotide messenger RNA. Lineage: Eukaryota; Pelagophyceae; Pelagomonadales; Pelagomonadaceae. The record is from the annotation of a GenBank genome assembly.